Molecule: messenger RNA, 6033 nt
Organism: Micropterus salmoides (largemouth bass)
Lineage: Eukaryota; Metazoa; Chordata; Actinopteri; Centrarchiformes; Centrarchidae
Product: SH3 domain-containing protein 19-like
Exons: 17
Coding region: 505-3870 (1121 amino acids)
Biological process (GO): protein transport to vacuole involved in ubiquitin-dependent protein catabolic process via the multivesicular body sorting pathway
Cellular component (GO): ESCRT-0 complex
Molecular function (GO): protein binding
Source: RefSeq, a predicted model, not a curated record
AUGAGUACUUCUUGCGCCACUGUUUAACACAACAAGAUGUUUUGGUGAGCUAAGCCAAUUGUUUUGUCCUCCAUUUUUUUGUCCCUCAUUCCCGUGUGUUUGUUUUUUCAGGUGAUGACGUCACGCAGCCGGAGAGCGUGCGGCUCUGUUUCAUGAGCUCGCGACCGCCGGCGGUUAAACAGGGAAGCCUGGAGAAAGUCUUCAACCGAAACCACACAGCGACACUUACUGUAAAAACAGCAUGUUUUAACCAGUCUAACGUCUCGGAAGCUGCUGGACUCAGAGCCGAAGAGUUUAACUGACCCUGGAAGUCGUUUCCGCCGAUAAAGUUGACGGUGUUUGGGGCGAAGUUGUCCCGAGUUGUUGCGGUGGACGUUAGCGACGACAAAACAAGAGGAGGAAUAAUGUCGCUGCUGUCUCUAUUUUGACCCAGCUCCAUUUCCCCCAGACAGACAGGAGCAGGACAAGUAAGGGGAGAGAAAGAGGGAAAGAAAGUAAGGAGAAAUGGCCGAAGCACGACCAGAAGAGGAGGAGGAAAACAUGAUGAGGGACACCCGGGAACAAGUGGUUCGAAGACAGCCGAACAGCUCCGGAGGUCGUCCUGACCGGCGUAAGCCCGAGCAGCGUCAGAGCCAGGGUCCACUGUCGUCCAUCAGAGCAGUCAUCAAGAGAACCUCCGCCAGGCCAACAUCUCUCUCUGAGGUGCCGCGAGACAGGGAGCGAGACAGGGAGCGAGACAGAGAGCGAGACAGAGAGCGAGACAGAGAGCGAGACAGAGAGCGAGACAGAGAGCGAGACAGAGAGCGAGACAGAGACAGGAGGCGACCAGAAAUUACCAUCCUGUCAGCGGAGCCUCUGGCCUCCACAUCCUGGUUCCCCGGGGCCUCUGCAGGAUUUCCACCUCCCCCUCCUCCUGCCGCACAGAUCUGGGGACCCACAAUCCCUCCGUCCAUACAGCCUCCUCCUUCCUAUGAGGAGGUGAUCAGGGAGAAGACACAGGAGCAGGUUCUCCUUCCUCCUCCGUCCACUUCCUCCUCCUCUUCCUCUUCUUCCUCCUCCUCCUCUUCGUCACGUCCAGCUACUACAAUAACCAUUGCCACCCAGACUGACCCAGGAUCUUCCCCCGACCCACAAGACUCACAGGCGAAACGACCAGUGAAACCACCACGGCCGCCUCUCCCAAGCCCUCCCAAACCGUCUAACGUUGAUGACCUCACUAUCACGGCCAGCCAGUCAACACCCACCAACCUCGACAGUAACGGCGUUGUACCAAACAGUCACCCUGAGACGGUCACACACGACGCCGCUCAGACACAACUUUGUUCACCUUUGACCUCAACCUCCGGAGCUCAGACUGACCAGUGGGAUCAGUCUUUUGCGGCCGUUGACGUGGCACCUCCUCCUGUCACUUCCUCUCACGUCCCGUUGGAGCGUCCCAAGCCACGACCCCGUUCCAGGCUCAGUGUACAGCCGAUCAGCAACGAGGUCAAAGUUCAGACUUUGGUGAAACUGCGUGACGACGGUUUGGCCACGCUAGCUGCCCGCAGUGGAUCUGACGCUGCUAACCAGGAGGUGAGUCAGGGGAAGUACCUGCAGGAGCUCCUCGAGGCCUUCAGCAGCGACGACUGGGGCUUUCCAGAACGCCGCAGCGACAGCAGUGAGCACAGCCAAUCAGAGAGCGAGGACGGAGAGGACGAGGAGGACAUGGCGACUCUGAAAGCGAGGAUACAAGCCUUUGAGCAGCAGCAGCAGCAGCAGCAGGUGGCUGAUGGGAGCUGUGGCGACAGCAGAGACCUUGUUGUCACAAAGAGACCUGAACCCCGGCCACGCCCUCGUCUCCAGGGGCAACCAGCUAAGUCUGUCCCUCCUAUUGUCGCCCCGAAACCCAAAAACGUUUCACAUUCCCCCAAACCAUCCGGUAAGGCAUUCUGGGAAGAUGAAGGCGGGACAGCAGGAGCGGCAGACACAGGGAACAUUGAGGCUUUGAAAACAACAGAAGCUCCUUCUACAGACUUAAACCCUCAAACUGCCACCGAGCCUGGUACCCCAUGCCUCGCCUCUGCCUCGCCCCCUGUCCCGGCCCCCAGGCCCUCUCCGCCCAAACCUACCCCGUCUGUCAGUGAGACCCUUCCACCAGCCAACCCCAAACCUCCACCCAGACCUCCAAUCGCCCCCAGGGCCAGCGUAGGAGCCCCGAACCCUGAUAAGAGCACGGCUGCUGGGCGCACCACCCCACCUCUGCCCCCGAGACCCUCUGCGGAGGUCGGCAGUGGAGCGCAGACAGAGACUCAAGCUGGAAGAGAAGAGGCGCAGGACGCUGCAAACCAAACUGUGAAAGUAGGAAGUGGUCGUCCGGGCAUCCCGAGCAAACCAGCAGCACUGACCUCACCACACAGAGCCAGCACUCCACACCUGGCCCCCAAACCCACCGGAGCCCCACCAGCACCUCCAGAUCCAAACCCAGUUCUACCCAAACCUACAGCUGCAUCCCCACCCAUAGCACCCAAACCUUCAGGACCGGCCCCGGUUCCGACCCCAGGGCUCAAACCCCCAACCCCGUCUCCAGCUCCGGCCCUGAGGAAAGGCCCCGUGAUCCUGACCAAACCGGAAACUACCAGCCCUGCAAACCCAAACUCCUCAGACCCUUCUCUCCCUCCACGGCCUUCAAGUGUGAAGCCCCUGCCUUUCCGUCCUCCACCAAUCAAGUCCAUCCCGGGGCGGCCACCUCCUCCAGCCAUCAACUCAAUUUCCACGGCCAACCAGAAGACGCCUCCUUCUGCCAAAACAAGCCCCGCCUCCUCCGUUUCCCCGGCCAGCCGGUCUUCGCCUUCGCAAACCAGGUCAUGCCCUUCUCCUGUAUCAGCCAGUCAGGUGCAGUCUCAAAAGGCACUUAAGAGGGGACCACCUCUGCCCCCCCGCCCUAAACCUGGACACCCUCUCUAUAACAGCUACGUGAAACAGGAAGUCCUCAUCGUUCUGGAUGACCCGAGCCCCUCAGAACCUCUAUCAGGUGAAGGGAGGAGUCAAACCGCCGUCACCCCACUCAUCAAACCCUCAGAGUGUCUCCUGGACCUGGACACCCAACCAGAGCCUGCUCCCGAUCAGGACAGCCAAUCAAAACUUCCCUGGGAGGGCCUCAACCUAUUAGACUCCCAGUCCAUUCUGCCUGUGCAGCCAACAGAGCAGAAAGAACAGCCAGACCCUCCUCCUGUCAGUGGUCCUCGGUGCGUCGCCUUGUUUGAUUACGAAGGAGAGGAGGAUGACGAGCUCACCUUCUCCCAGGGUGAUGUCAUCGCCCUCCUGGCACUCAUUGGGCAGGAGUGGGGGCGGGGCCAGAUCCACGGGCGAAUCGGGAUAUUCCCCCUGAGUUUCACUGAGGUGGUGGAGCCGCCCCCACAGCCGGAGUCGUCACCGGGGGAAACGGCAAAACCAGCAUCAACAGAAACCACGAAGACAGAAACUACCGCACCAAAGACACCACAGCACCCAGAGUCAGAGGCAAAGGAGUGGGCUGUGGCUGUGUUCGACUUCCCCGGUCAGACCGCAGAGGAUCUGUGCUUCCACAAGGGGGCGCUGAUUCAAGUGACGGAGCACAUCGAUGCUGAGUGGAGGAGAGGAAGACUGGAGGGGAGGGAGGGGAUUUACCCUGCAGCCUUCACACAGUCCUGCCAGGCUCAGCCAAUCCCAGGCGAGCAGUCAGCCGUUAAAGGAGUGGCCAAGUUUGAUUUCACACCAGAGAGCGAGGAUGAGCUCAUGCUAAAGGUCGGUGAUAUUAUAACGCAGGUGGAAUCUGUGGACGAGCAGUGGAUUAUGGGACUUGUGGGCGGGAAGCGUGGGAUUGUGCCUAAAAACUACAUUUCCCUUCUCUGAUGAGGAAAUCAGCCAAUAGGAAACGCUCGAUGUCUUUCUUUCGCCUUGUGCUGCUUCUCUCUGUAAAAAGGUGUGUUUGUUUUGAACUGGCAGCCUCCUCCUUCCGCGGCCUGUCAACGCUACAGACAGUUUUUCCUGUGGGCUGCUUUUGAUAGUGGAGUGCUGCGUACACGUGGACACGUGUGAAUUCUGGUCCACAGUUUCCAAAAACUUUCAGGCAGUUUUUAAUGAAACAAAAGCAGCCUGGUCUGUUUUUAUUGGUACUUCGGUUACUAAAUUGGAGAGACGGGAACUCUGAGGUGUGAUUGGACCGUCAGUUUGAUUGACAACCUCGCUCUGGCACCUCUCGCUCUGCUCACUACUGGCAUUAAGACCAAGAGAGGGAGGGGCUUUCGCUGCCUAAAUGAUGGAGUAAAACGGAUAUCACGCUGUUGGUUUUCAUCUCGACGUCGUGCUCGAGUUAUUUUCAACCUGGACUGGAUUUGAUUAUCUGUUAGUGACUGACCGGCCAGUGGACCCUGGUGCUCCUGAAGCUCAACAGUUUUAGCCCCGCACUAGUGCAAAUGGUUAAAAAUUAUCCGCAUGAUGGGAAAUUCUGGAGAAAAUAUAAUGUAGGUUGGAUGCGGCUGGUUUGAAGAGUCGCUGUUAGAGGACUUUUCCUCUUUGAGUCUGAUCACAGAUGUUUAACAAAGACUGAUUAAAAGUGUUAUCAUGUGUCUGUGGACACAUUUUUUAAAAUCAGGCUCACUUACAGUAUUCAAACUAGAAAGUCUCAACUCAGCAGAUUUAUAGAGGAGGACCUCUCAGUUAAAUCUACAUUUAUUUUAAACACAGUGUACCACGAAGAACAUUAUUCUCAUCCUGAGCCAGAGGAGAUUAGAAAACUGAAUAAUGUGGAGCUCUAAGCUGAUUGGCUGCUGGGCUUUAACAGCUCUGAGCUGGAGGCAGAAGCCUCCUGAGGGUGAACACCAGCUUUGGUUUGUGUUUUUCCUAAACACUAAAUGUUUCUAACUUGGCACUUAACACUCGGCGAUCUGAGGGUCAAAAAAAUGACACUUUCGAGACUGGAAAUUAUAGGACGUUGUCAGUUUAGUUGACAUGAACUGUCAGAAUGUUUUGUGACACUGUGGGUACCUAAAGCUAUUUAUAAGUGCUUAGAAAAGUUUUUUUGUUGCACAUGUUUUCGCAGAUAAAAUCUUACAGAAAGCUCCUUUUAUAAUGUUUUACAUUCCCUAAGCUUUAAAGCUAAACUGGAUAAUUUUACAUAAAGCACACUAAGCCUGAUUUGUCUGUUAUUUAGAAAUUGAUUAUACAUCACUGCUGAUCCUUUUGUUUUCAUCUAUCCUGCCAGCCUGAUGAAUGCAAAUGAGCCUGAAAGGUUUGGUGAAUGUAGCAUGGUGUGCUGGAGAAGAGUUGCACAACAUGUUUUAAUGAUCUUGAGCAUUUUUGGAAAAGGGUUAGCAGCGAAGUUCACAUGAUUUGUAUUUAACGUAAUGCAAAUAAAACUUGACACUAAGAGCCAGCAGCUCAAUAAAAUCACACAUAAAAUAAUAAUUAAAAUCAUGGUCGCACACUUUAACGUGGUACGGUGGAUUAUGAACAUUAAAAAAUCACCUUUGGGAUGUAAAGAUAUCAUAAAACAUGUUUAUACUUUAUAACAGUUCAACAGAAAUGCUGAAAGUUGAGACAUUAAGGAAGUAAAACGAUAUUUCACGCCCACAUUGGUUCAUGUUGGAUCUCCUGCAGCUGAGCAGCUUUGUAAAGCAGCAUGCUGAACUGUACCAAAUAUAGAAAGUCUGUUAUCGUACUGAACCUUUUGUCAUCACGGUGCAAUGCUCCAGCUGUAGUACUUCCAGCUUUUCUCAGUAUGUUUCAUAUUUCCAGACUGAAUAUUCAUCUCAUACUCAUGAACUAAAACUCAUAUGUUUUUUAUUAAAGGUAAAACAUGAAGGAUUUUCUCUAAAUGUGCUGUCAGCAAAUUAGCAGCGAUGAUGAUUAAUUCCUCUUCUGAAAUUAAAUGUUGUAGUUGCUAAUCAAACCUGUGACUUUUAGGAAACAUGACAACAUCUCAUUCCUGCCACUUCCUGUUCAUUGGUCUAAUUUUAAAUGUGCUCAGAUUAAAACUUAACUGAGUUACUUUUUAGAUAAAGCUCUUUUUUCACU